Rhodotorula graminis WP1 is the source of this 1989-nucleotide messenger RNA. RefSeq lists its product as uncharacterized. NCBI's taxonomy places the organism in Eukaryota, Fungi, Basidiomycota, Microbotryomycetes, Sporidiobolales, Sporidiobolaceae. Bases 1 to 1989 code for a protein of 662 amino acids. Gene Ontology annotation, biological process: maturation of SSU-rRNA from tricistronic rRNA transcript (SSU-rRNA, 5.8S rRNA, LSU-rRNA). The record is from RefSeq and is a predicted model, not a curated record. Gene Ontology annotation, cellular component: nucleus; small-subunit processome; 90S preribosome. The transcript has 5 exons. Gene Ontology annotation, molecular function: protein binding.
AUGGUCGUCUCUCUCGCCUCGACCGGCGGCGCAGCCAAGAUCUACUGCGUCAACGGCGGCGGCCUGUCGAGCAAGAACGCGGCCGCCUGGCUCGAGGCCAAGCUCUCGGACAAGAACAAGCGCCGCAAGAAGGGCGGCCAGGGUGGCACGGGCGGCGAGGGCGAGAUUCGGCUCAUCCAGGACUUUGACUUUCCCGAGGCGAGCAACAAGCUCAAGACGACGAGGGACGGGCGGUACCUCCUCGCGACGGGCACGUACAAGCCGCGCAUGAAGGUCUUUGACCUCGAGGAGCUCAGCAUGAAGAUGGAGCGCGUCACCGACAGCGAGAACGUCGACUUUGCUAUCCUGUCGUCGGACUGGACCAAGACGCUCCACCUUCAGUCGGACCGCUCGCUCGAGCUCCACACCCAGUCGUCGUCGCACUACCGCGUCCGCAUGCCUCGCCAAGGCCGCACGCUCGCGUACAACUUUCCGACGUGCGACGCCCUCGUCGGCGGCCUCGGCACCGAGGUGUGGCGCCUCAACCUCGAGGUCGGCCGCUUCAUGAAGCCCUUUGGGCUCGAGGGCGCGCCCGAGUACGACGGCGGCGAGGGCGGCGGCGUGCCCGGAUCGGGCGCGACGGGCGACGCCGUGACGGGCGUCAACGUGAUCGACAUCAACCCGGCGCACCAGCUCCUGUGCUUCGGCACCGAGACGCGCCACGGCCGCGGCACGGUCGAGAUGUGGGACCCGCGCAGCCGGUCCCGGGCCGGCAUCCUGCGCCUCCCGUACGCGUCGCUCGCCCAGUCGAGCAUGUCGAGCGCGACGCUGCAGCACCCGCGCCUGCCCGGCGUCGACGACGACUCGAGCACGGGCGGCGUCGCCGUCACGGCGCUCGCGAACCGCAACGACGGGCUCAACCUCGCCGUCGGGACGUCGACCGGCCACAUCCUCCUGUACGACCUGCGCGCCAACAAGCCGUACACGACCAAGGACCAAGGGUACGGCCUCCCCGUCAAGAAGGUCGAGUGGGUCGAGAGCUCGCCCGCGACGAGCAGCGACGCCGACCGCGAGGGUGGCUGGGUCGCGAGCGCCGACGAGAAGGUCGUCAAGAUCUGGGGCAAGGACACGGGCACCAACCUCGUCGCCAUCAACCCGCCGAUGCCGAUCAACGACCUGCACAUCUACCCGGGCACGGGCCUCGUUUUCCUCGCCAACGAGACGUCUCCCAUGACGGGCUACUACGUGCCGCAGCUCGGGCCCGCGCCAAAGUGGUGCCGGUUCCUCGACAACAUGACCGAGGAGAUGGAGGACGACCAGGUGACGACCAUCUACGACGACUACAAGUUUGUCGACCGCGCCGAGCUCGACGACCUCAACUUGACGCACCUCAUCGGUACCGACACGCUCAAGCCCUACAUGCACGGCUACUUUGUCGACCUGCGCCUGUACACCAAGGCGCGCGCGAUCGCCAACCCGUUCCAGUACGCCGAGCACCGCGACCAGCUCGUGCGCGACAAGCUCGCCGCCGAGCAAGAGUCGCGCAUCCGCGGCGCCAAGAAGGCGGCCGGCUCGCAGUCGGCCGGCAGCGGCGUCAAGGUAAACAAGGCGCUCGCCAAGAAGCUGCGCACCGAGGAAGAGCGCCAGCGCAAGCGCGAGGCGGGCGAGUUGUCGGACGACGACGAGGGCACCAAGCGCCGCAAGAAGAAGAACGCGGCGGCGGCGGGCGGCGCCGACGCGCCGAGCCUGCUCAAGGACGACCGGUUCGGCGACCUGUUCACCAACCCCGAUUUCGAGAUCGACGAGGAGUCGCGCGAGUUCCAGCUGCUCAACCCGUCGACCAAGCCGCGGCAGCACCAGGCGUCGGACGACGACGACGACGACGACGACGAGCAGGACGAGCAGGACGAGGACGAGGAGGCGUCCAACUCGGACAGCAGCGCAGAGGGCGGUGCGUCUCCCCCUCUCUCUCUUUCCUUUCCUCUUGCUCUCCCUGGCGCGAGACCUUGA